Molecule: messenger RNA, 2645 nt
Organism: Papilio polytes (common Mormon)
Lineage: Eukaryota; Metazoa; Arthropoda; Insecta; Lepidoptera; Papilionidae
Gene: beta-Man
Product: beta-mannosidase
Exons: 12
Biological process (GO): carbohydrate metabolic process; glycoprotein catabolic process
Molecular function (GO): beta-mannosidase activity
Source: RefSeq, a predicted model, not a curated record
UCAAGUAUUCAAGUGGCGGCUGUCCACUUGUUAUGAUGUGAUUAAAGUAUCGCGGGUCAAGAUAUCGUUUGUCAACAAACUAAUAUAAGAAUUAUGGUUAAAUAAUAGUGUUAGUAACAAUGCUGAACGCUUUCUUAAUAAGUUUUAUUUUAUUCUCCAUUCAAAUUACAAGUUUAAAAUGUGAAGUUAAAAGAAUCGAUCUCGCGUCGAAACGUGUUAAUUGGACCCUGAGCAAUAAUAAAACGCAGGUAUCUGCCAAAGUCCCUGGUGGGGUGUACUCCGACUUGCAGAGGGCUGGUAUCAUCGGCGAUAUACUAUCCGGCUUCAAUGAUGUCCAGACGCGUUGGGUGGCGUAUGAUACAUGGACGUAUAAGGCAGAUUUCCAAGUUUCCGAAAAAGAUGUCCGAUUUCCAGUGGCUAAUUUGGUGUUCGAAGGAGUUGAUACAAUUGCGUUUGUUGAGCUGAAUGAUGUUCCCAUCGGGACCACACAAAAUAUGUUCGUUAGAUAUGUUUUUGACGUUAAAGAACACAUAAAGAUCGGUUUGAACGAAUUAAAAGUGACAUUUGAAUCUCCUGUAUACGCAGCUGAGAAUCGUUCCGCGAAACACUUCACAGCGCCCGCCUGCGUGCCUGACGAAUACAAUGGUGAAUGUCACGCGAAUCAGCUUCGAAAGAUGCAGGCUUCGUUCAGCUGGGACUGGGGACCAGCGUUCCCAUCAGUUGGACUAUGGAAGCCAGUAUAUAUAGAACUUUACGACACAGCUAUAAUACGUUCUCUAACAACGCAUACAGAACAAAACGAUCAGCAUUGGUACUUGAAAAUACUCGCUCAUUUGGAGUCAGGGAUCAGAUCCAAGCGUAUAGAAGGAUACAUCAGUGCGGAGCUAUUCGUGGAAGGACAUCAGUCUUUGAAAGUUGCCAGAGAAAUCGCCAUAGUGACAAGACAUGAUGGAACUGCCGAAGUUGAAUUAAACAUGACUGUACAUAGUAACGUUGUCAGUCUUUGGUGGCCCAAUGGUUUUGGUGAUCAACCAUUGUAUGAUCUCAGAGUUUCUUUAACCACCUUUAAGAAUGGCAAUGAAGUUAGUAACAAACAUAUUAGAAUCGGUUUCCGAUCAUUGGAGCUAAUUGAAGAAGAUGCUUCAAAAAUUUUGGGCAACACAACGGCUGGGAAAGGGCUCACGUUUUAUUUCAAAGUUAACGGUUAUCCAAUAUUUAUGAAAGGAUCUAAUUGGAUACCUGCAAAUAUUCUUCCAGAAAUUGGAUACGACAAAAGUACAGUGGACGAAUUAUUAACAGCCGCUCGCGUCACUCACAUGGCAAUGCUACGGGUUUGGGGAGGAGGUGUCUACGAAUCCGAUUACUUCUAUGAACGGUGUGAUCAAUUGGGUAUCUUAAUUUGGCAGGAUUUCCUCUUCGCGUGUUCAAUGUAUCCUACAGAUCCUAAAUAUCUUGAUAACGUGAAGGUUGAAAUCGAACAAACAGUUAUCCGUCUCCAACACCAUCCGUCCAUUGCCGUCUGGGCCGGCAAUAAUGAAAAUGAAGUUGCUCUCAGAGGCAACUGGUACAAUACUCUAUCACAAUUCAAUAAAUACAGAGACGAGUAUAUAAAAUUAUAUGUUAAUACCAUAAAGCCUAUAGUCGAGAUCUGGGAUCCUAGUAGACGUUAUCUCGUUUCAAGUCCAUCAAAUGGUUUAGAAUCUGAACAAGAAGGGUAUAUAGCAAAGAACCCAUAUGACUCUAACUACGGUGAUACUCAUUACUAUAAUUAUUUAUCUGAUAAUUGGGACAAAAAUAUAUACCCAGAUACUCGUUUCGCUUCCGAAUAUGGCUUUCAAUCUCUCCCUUCUUUAAAAACAAUGGCAACUGCAACAAAAAAUAUAGAAGAUUACCAUGUGAACAGUUCUUAUUCCAAACAUAGACAGCACAGUCCUAACGGUUAUGAUUUUAUAACUGAUCAAAUGAAUAGGCAUUUGAAAUUGGAUGUAAACGACCCGAAACAUUUUGAAAAAUUCGUCUAUUACAGUCAGAUAUCCCAAGCAAUGUCAAUUAAAGCAGAGACUGAAUUCUAUAGACAAAGUCAAGCAGAUUGGUACACGAUGGGCGCUCUAUAUUGGCAACUAAAUGACGUCUGGCAAGCGCCCUCCUGGUCAAGUAUAGAAUACGGCGGCAAAUGGAAAAUGCUUCAUUACUUCGCUAAAUCAUUCUUCGCACCAGUGUUGGUAUCACCACGCCUACUACUUACAGAUGUUGUGGACGUGUAUGCCAUUAAUGACAGGCUUGUACCGAUAAUUGAUGGUAAAAUAACCGUCGAUUACUUCAAUUGGAACAGUUUGACACCAUUCAAGUCCCAAGACUUUGCCACUAAUGUGGAAUUACUAAACGCUAAGAAAGUAGUGUCAAUAGGAUUGAAAAAUUACAAUAAGGAUGAAAUCUUCUUGAGAUUUUCAUUGCACAUGGAAGGUGUAACAAUGUCACCUUAUAAUUUUGUGUUUCCUAAACCGUUAAAAGAUAUUAAAGGUCUAAUGCAACCUAACAUAAAGGUGACGGUUUCAAAGAGUUUUUACAGAAGUAAAUUGAAGGACACAUUUAAAUACGUCGUUAAUAUUGAAGUGGACACUGUUGUGCUUUUCCUUUGGCUGGAG